Messenger RNA from Physella acuta, 5552 nucleotides. RefSeq names its product calmodulin-binding transcription activator 1-like. Lineage: Eukaryota; Metazoa; Mollusca; Gastropoda; Physidae. The record is from RefSeq and is a predicted model, not a curated record. Gene Ontology annotation, molecular function: protein binding; double-stranded DNA binding; transcription coregulator activity. Gene Ontology annotation, cellular component: nucleus. Gene Ontology annotation, biological process: regulation of transcription by RNA polymerase II.
AUUCAGCCUGCUAAUAUAAUCGAAUUACACAGAGCUUUUUACAAUGAUUUUCAACUUGAAAUUAAAAUAUAUAUAAUCAGCGAUGGCUGAUUAACUAAAAUAGCUGGGCAGAGGAACAAUGGAGGAGCUGGAUGAGGCUCCAUCAACUUCCUCAAAAAUGGACCAGCGUGAUGGAACCCCAGAGCCUGUAGAUGACUCUGAUACAGGAAUGGUAAAUAUCAAACUUCCAGAGCAGCUUCAGAAAAUUACCCCUGCUGAGGAAUUUGUCUGUGUGCGGCAUAGAUGGAAUACCAACGAAGAAAUUGCGUCUGUUUUGAUUGCAUUUGAUCGCCAUAAAGAGUGGCUUGUGUUGCCUCAGAAAAUAAGGCCUGCCAGUGGUUCGAUGUUGUUGUACAACAGGAAAGUUGUGUUCUACAGGAGAGAUGGAUACUGCUGGAAGAAGAGAAAGAAUGGGAGCACUAUCAGAGAAGACCAUAUGAAGCUCAAAGUUCAAGGGCUAGAGUGUAUAUAUGGAUCCUAUGUGCACUCAGCUAUACUGCCAACCUUUCACAGAAGAUGCUAUUGGCUCUUGCAGAACCCCAACAUUGUCCUUAUUCACUACUUGAAUGUGCCAUACCCUGAAUCAGCCAAGCCACCAAUACCCUCACUGUCUUAUGAACUGCAGCAAAAGGACUGGACAAAAGAAGAGUUGGUUGAUCAGCUAAGGCCCAUGUUGUCACAAGUUGCUCAGGGGACAGAGCAUGACGUUGAAGAGGAUCAAAAGGUAGAAAAAAUGUUGGAAGAAAUUCUUCCUUUGCUGCUGCCAGCUCAAGAGAAUAAUAAAGUACCUCAAGGGUUGCCUCGUGGAACUCGACCUCUGGCGCCUGCUCCUGUCACGUCUGUUGUGUCCAGUUCCUCAUCCUCCUCUACCACAGUAUCUUCCUCCCCUGCUGUUAAAAGGCCAGCACGUAAGCAGUUUGUAACCAUGGAAACCCAGCCUGGUGCUAAACUGGACUCUACAUCCUUUCACCCCCAGCAGACCCAGAGUGCUGGGGGUCAGGUCAGGGUUACCACACAGCACCCAGCCUUGCUCGCAACUCAGCUGCUUCACUCUCAGCAGCAGCAGCAACCUAACCAAGGCAAUAUUCCAAAUAUCCAUUCCCUAACUGGCUCUAACCUUAUACAGAAGGUCAAUCCCACUACCCAUACAAUCCUAACCUCCUCCCAUGGUCAAAACUUUCAUUCAUCCCAUAAUAUUCCACAAAAUCUACAUGUAGCUGGCUUUGUCAACAAGAAUGUGGCAAGCUCGGCAAAUACCCCACGGUUUCUCACCAUAGGAUCUGAUGUUGUCAUAGCCAGUACAGCCUCGUCCAGCCAAGCACCUGGUACAGAGAGCCUGUCUUGUGCUGUACCCCAGCUGUUGUCCAGUGUCACCCCCAUCUACACCAGCCACGGGACCACUGCUCCAUUCAUCAACCAAGAGAUCCCCCCUAUACCCCAAUCUCCAGCGGAUAACACACUCAUCAUGACUACAACUUCACCAUUAGCAGUCACAAGAGAUCAGUAUUUAGGUAGCCAAGAAUCUCAAACUGAUCAGAACAUAGGAGUCCAGAAUCCUUUUCACCAACAGCAGCAGCUGGUGUACCAGCAAGUUGGUGAACAAAGCCAUUCCUUAUGUGUAGAUGAGCACCAGUUAAAAUUGCAACAACAACAACAGCAGCAACAACAGCUGCAGCAAGCCCCAGUGCUGACCCUUCACCUCAAGCCCUCUAACAGUUCAUCCUCUGACAGCCCAGGUUUUGUGCUAAGUUUACAAGGUGCCACCAUAGUCUCUCACAGUAAUGAGCAGCCUCCUCCUGGGUUUGCUGGCUUCAACAGCAGCCAGUCCCUGAACCUGCCAAGCAACCAGGCCCUUGUCUUUGUGGCCAGUCAGGGGCCCGGUGGGGGUCUGGUUCUCAACAGGAUCUCAUCCAGCGCUCAGCAGCAUCACACAACACCUGGAGCCCCGCAGCCCCAGAAAUCUUUCACCCACCAUACCUUGGAAAACAUGGACUCAGCUUUUACAGAUGUCCCGGUAGCCAUGACAACAGCAAUGUUUACACAGUCUGACCAUAACGAAAACCUGUCUCAAAAAUUUACUUACACCUCUCCCAUGACAGUGUCAUCUCUCAACCACCAACAGCAGGGCUACUCUGUAUUCUCAUCUUCAGGAACAAACGCCAGUUCCUUCCCCUUGAAAGUAGAUCAUCAAAUUUUCUCUGUACAUAGCCAGCAGUUUGACAACAACUUGAGUGAGAUGAAGAAAGAAGAGCAGCAGGACAACAAAAGCUCAUCCCCAACAUCCUUUGGUCAAAGCUCACACAGCAACAACACCACCAGCUACAGCAGCUCCUUCCUGUCUAACCAAUGUCAGCCCAGCUUCUCUGGCGCAUUGAUGAGGGGCUCAUCAGAACCUUCCACAGUAUUCUCCCUUCAGCAGGCCAUCUCACAAGGUCAUCAAGUUCACUCUCACCUUCCACAUUCAAUCCACUCACCCGACCUGAUGGCUGGACCUUCAGGCCUGAAUUCCUCAGUCAAAGAUAUGAUGACCAACCCCAACUCCUGUGAUACCCUGGAUGGCAGCUUUUCAUCACUGCCCAGCGCUGAUCUCAACCUAGAUGACCUCCUUGACCUUAACGACCUUGAUGAUGUGUCUGACCUUGGGUGCUCCCCCUUCACCCCAUCAGACAUCUCAGAACAGCCACACAUCAGCAAUGAGAUGAGUAUAGAGCCCAAAGGUGGGCAUGUUCAGGACAGUGGUGGCCUGCCCCAGAGCACUAUAGCAGAAAAUGUACCCCUGUUCACCUGUGUUAAUAAUACUUUGGGAUUCCAUCUGACCAAUCAAGGACUUCCACAGCCUCACGCACCCCUGUCUCCCCUCCACCCAGGGGCCCCGCCCCAGUCUUACUCCCCCAUGAUGCUGGCCGGCCCCUCAGAUCCCCACCAUCUCAGCUGUGAUAACAAUCAGGACAGUGACCCUGAACUCAACUCUGUGAUCAAAGACUUUAGCCCAGACUGGGCUUAUACAAAGACAAACACGAAAAUCCUAGUGGCAGGGCCUUGGUUUAGUGAGAAUGCUAACUAUUCUUGUGUCUUUGAUGGGGAACACAUUCCAGCCAUCUUGCUCCAGCCUGGCCUGCUCAGGUGCUUCACCCAAUAUCACUGCCCUGGGUACGCCACUCUACAAGUGGCACGCAAUGGUGUUAUCAUCUCCAACUGUGAAGUAUUUGAAUUCUGUGAUAAGGAGUGUAGAGACACAAGUACAACACAUCCUGAAUGGUUUGCUAUUGAUGCCAAUCAGCUGAGACUGUUGUUGGUUGAAAGACUAGAUCAGUUGAGAAGACGCUUCAUAAAUUCACAGUCAGUUUUUCAGGAUCACAUCUCAGAUGAUCCAGAAAGCCUGGAGGCAGCAUUGGUCCAGCAGGUCCAGUCCUUGUUGAAUCAGUCCUGGACAGAUACAAAUCUUUACCCUAAGGCUGGGCAGCAUAACCUCACCCUUUUACAUUUGGCAGCUGGGCUUGGUUUUGCCAAGCUGAUAUCCUGCCUCAUCCGCUGGAGAAUGGACAACAGCUGCGUGGCGUUGGAGUUUGAGGUAGAUGCUCAGAGUGUAGACAGUCACGCAUGCACACCACUGAUGUGGGCGUGUGCUUUAGGCAAGAUUGAUGCUGCUCUCACCUUGUACCACUGGAAUGCAUCACCUUUAAAAAUGUGCAACAAAGAUGGCCUCCUGCCCUUAACUUUAGCUAGACAAAAGGGACAUUACAAUCUGGCUAAUCAGGUGGAGCAGCUUGAACGAGCAAAGAAAGACCAAGCUUGUCAAGAGCAGCCAGAUUUUCACAACUCAACAAGUCAAAACAUGGAUGUCAGCUGUUCAUCUGUUGGGGGGCGGCCCAGCAGUGAGAGGAGGAAAAAUGAAUCCGAGUCUAAAGAUGAGUUGAAUGUUCCUCCACCAUCUUUCCCAAAGCCUGGCAGGCCAGGCCCAAAACUGAUUCGUAGAUAUAGUGAGCAGGUGAUCAGCCAACAGACCAGAACCCUGAGCAAGAGAAACUCUAUUGACAUCCUCCCCAGUGGUCAAGACAUUGACCAAGCCACCCUCCCCUCUGUGGGCUCGCCAAUGGGCCUGCCUGUAAGGGAGACCACCUCGGAGCCGCAGCUGCCAGUUAGCCCCGACAUGGCCUUUGUGGCCCCUCCUGCUCCCCGGCUCUUGUUGGAGGAUGAAAUUGAUGAGCCGACUGGAUACACAGGAGAACCUUCCAUGUCCAAAAUGGACACAGAUGAGGUGGUGUCUGUAAGAGGUGGAAGCCCAAUUAUAGAUGUUGAAAGACUUUCUUCAGAUGAUGAAGUGGAGGCCAAUAAAGGUAAUUAAAGUGUAUCACCAGAUGGAUCCAAGCAUCAAAUGGUGACACUAGCCAACCAGAUUAUUGCUGCCAUCCCUGAGAGGAUCAAGCUUUCCCCACCCAAGGGAGAUGAUGUGGAUGACUGUUCUAGUGGCAGGGGCAGAAGUGAGUCUCACAGUUCUCUCCCCUCACAAGGCUCACCCAGGCCAUCAUCUUUUGGGGAUGAUUCAGGGAUAUCAACACCCAUGACUGACAGUCUGGCCUUUGAGGAGUACAGGUACCCAGAGUUUGGUACCCCAGCAUCCAGCCUAAGCCCAGACUCGACCUGCCUGCCCAGCCCGUACAGCCCGUACAGUUUCACCCUGGACUCCCCACCUCCCACCACGGCAGAGUUCACGGAAUACUUCAAUGCUCCCACCACGUACAUGGAGAAGGACUUUUCCCAGCUCACUCUCUCUGACCAAGAGCAGAGAAAGCUGUAUGAAGCAGCCAAAGUGAUCCAGAACGCUUACAGACAUUACAGAGACAAGCAGCAGCAACAGCAGCAACAACUACAGCAUCAGAAGGAGAUUGAGGCUGCCAUCUUGAUCCAGAGCUACUACAGAAGAUAUAAAACGUAUGCCUACUACAAGAAAAUGAGCCAUGCUGCAGUCCUCAUCCAAAACCAGUUUAGAAGCUACUACGCCAAGCGCAAGAAGCGGGGGGAUAGUGGAGCAACCACACGGAGGGAAUCUGAGAGGUUGAAGAAAGGAAGGAACCAGUCUGUCAUCAUCCAGCAAAGGUUUAGGUCCCAUUACCAACGUCGAUCUCUGGACGGUAAAGAAGGAAGUGCUCAGCCAUCGGGUGAGGCACCUGACAGCUCCCCCCCUCCCCCAGAAACCAGCUCACAGUGCCCAGACGAGACCCAACCAACAGAUGCUGAGGGCAACACAGAAUGUGAGGGCAGUGCCCUGGGCGGGCAUGGUACAGGUGAGGAGGCAACAGAGGACCAGGUGGCGCUCUCACCUGGUGCGUCUAGCCAGGUGCGCAGGGAUGGUGUGUCUAGCCAGGUGCGCAGGGAUGGUGACGUGAACCUGGAGAAAGAUGUGGAAGCUCUGGUCAAGGACAUGGUGGCCAGCCACGGUCAACUGGACACUGGGGACAACUCCAGUGCUGUCAAAAUGGAGUAAUGGAACUUUAUUUCACGCCAGUGCUGUU